AUGGUGUUCUCCGCUUCCAGUUGGUGUUCUUCUCCGAAUGAUGAGCUAAGUGAAGUUACUGUGACAAAAAUUGGGUUUAAAAUCAAAGAAUAUGGAUUCCAGCUUCUUUUCCGGAUGAUGAGUUCAGAGUCUUUACCGCGAAAAAAAUUGGAUUCCCUGCACUUCACGUUCAUUUUCAAGAAUCUCACAACUCAGGAGCGCCCUAAAAGCUACAUGGCUACUUGCCAUUUCAACGCUCUUCGUUUAAUCUCGCUCUUUAUCUUUUUCACCCACCAACUGUCCACGGCGGAGUAUACCAUCGGCGUCAACUAUGGCACGGUGGCUGACAACCUCCCACCGCCCUCUCAAGUGGCUGCUUUCAUCAAAGACCAAACCACCAUUGACAGAGUCAAAAUCUUCGACGCUAACCCCGACAUUCUUCGAGCCUUUGCCAACACCGGAAUUUUGCUCACCAUCUCCGUCGCCAACGGCGACAUUGUAAACAUCUCGAAGCUCCCCGCCGCCCAAACAUGGGUGGCGAAUAACGUCCUCCCUUUCUACCCUGACACCAAAAUUCAUCGUAUAGCCGUUGGGAAUGAAAUCCUAGCCACUGGGGACAAAUACCUCAUAGCCCACCUCGUACCAGCCAUGAGAUCCAUGAACGAAGCUCUCAAACUCGCUCAAAUCACUGAUAUUCAAGUCUCAACACCUCACUCUCUUGGAAUUCUACCCAUUUCCCAGCCACCCAGUUCGGGUCGGUUUAGACGCGGGUACGACCGGAUCAUAUUCGCACCUAUGUUGGAAUUUCACCGCCAAACAAAAACGCCAUUCAUGGUCUGCCCGUACCCGUACUUCGGAUUCUCCGAGGAAACUCUAGAUUACGCUUUGUUCAAACCAAACAGCGGCAUUUUCGACAAGGCCACGGGAUUGAACUACACAAAUAUGUUCGACGGGCAACUGGACGCUGUUUAUUCAGCAAUGAAGAGGCUGGGAUAUGAUGACGUGGACAUCGUGGUUGCCGAAACUGGUUGGCCUUCGGCGGGUGAUCCAAACCAGGUGGGAGUGAGCUUGGACGAUGCAGUUUCUUAUAAUACAAACUUGGUUCAGCAUGUGAAUUCCGGUGUGGGAACGCCGUUGAUGCCCAACAGGACUUUCGAGACUUACGUUUUCUCGCUUUUCAAUGAGAAUCUAAAGCCGGGAACCUCUGAGCGUAAUUUCGGGCUCUUUCAACCCGAUUUCUCACCCGUUUACGACUUAGGCAUUCUGCGCAACUCACAGACCGUGAAUCCCAUAGCUCCAUCUCCAACAAUGGAUGAGAGCAAGAAAUGGUGUGUACCAAAAGAAGAUGCAAGUGAUCCAGCAUUGCAAAAUAACCUAGACUUCGUUUGUGCAUCAGGAGUUGACUGCAAGCCCAUACAGGAUGGUGGAAUUUGCUUUGAGCCUAAUAAUGUCAGAUCGCACGCAUCCUAUGCCAUGAAUGCAUAUUAUCAAGCCAAUGGUCGCAACGAUUUUGAUUGUGAUUUCAUUGACACAGGCAUUGUCACUACUUCUAAUCCCAGCUACGAAGAAUGUACAUACGAUGCUUGA
This is a messenger RNA of Fraxinus pennsylvanica, 1566 nucleotides long. Lineage: Eukaryota; Viridiplantae; Streptophyta; Magnoliopsida; Lamiales; Oleaceae. The record is from the annotation of a GenBank genome assembly.